This is a messenger RNA of Nymphalis io (European peacock), 1250 nucleotides long. Its product is annotated as annexin A7-like. The record is from RefSeq and is a predicted model, not a curated record. The transcript is spliced from 5 exons. NCBI's taxonomy places the organism in Eukaryota, Metazoa, Arthropoda, Insecta, Lepidoptera, Nymphalidae. Bases 23 to 781 code for a protein of 252 amino acids.
GCCCCGUUCGGCGUCAAUAGAUAUGUCCGGAUAUCCAUAUGGAGGUAACCCUCCCCAAUAUCCACCUCCCCAAAAUCAAAUAUAUCCCCAAAUUUAUAAUCCUGCCAAUGCACCACCACCUGGUCAGCCCAUUCAUGCAGCUCCAGGAUAUCCCUCAGGCCAAAAUCCUCAAUUUCCCUACCAGCCAGGCUUUGCCAUUUACCCUACUCAACCACUACAAGCAGGACAAGCACCUCCACCUGCUGCUAUGUCAUAUCCAUCUGGUCCUACAGCUCCUCCAUCUUAUGGAUACCAAGGAUUCCCAACCGUUACUCCUCAGCCUAAUUAUGAAGCACCAGUUGAAUGGAUUCCUUCUACACCUAAUGAUGCUCAUACUCUAAGCAAUAGAGCAGUUGUUGCUGGAUAUGAGGGCUAUGACCAAAGUCCACUUUGGGUCAUACGAGCAAGAUAUGAAGGUGAUAUGAUUCCGGGUAAACUGGCUAUUAAACACAAAGCAGCCUAUGUGCCCUGGGGUGGACGUGAAAAUGCUGUUAACAAUAUUGAGGUUUGCUGCGCCCGUCCGGAGAAGGUUCGUUGGGUCGAAAGUAGAGAUGGUAUGAUACCACAAAAUGCUAUUAUCAGUGGCAAUACUUCAGCUGGUGAACCUCUGUAUAUUGGAAGGGCAAGGGAACAAGGAUCCCUUACUCCGGGAAAGGUACACCCGAGUCACAAAGCCAUGUACUUGUCUUUUGCCGGCAAAGAAGUACCUCACAAGAUAUAUGAAAUACUAUGCACAGCCUAGGAGAUGUAAUCUAUUUUUUUUAAUAUAGAUAAUAGGCUCACUUUCAUUAUAUUAUGAUUGUUAUAUGUUUAAGAAAAUUAAACAAAAUUAUUUGAUUCAUUUCUUUCUUAAAACUUUUGAGAUGUUAUACAUUAUUUUAAGAAUUUUAGAUGCUAUUUGUUUAUUCAAAUGAAUUUACUAAGGUAUGUUAUUAUUCUAACAAUAAGUAUACUUAUUAAUAUUUUUUUCCUUUAGCUAUAUUUUGAAUGAUUUUUUUACGCUUGUAAGAAAUAUUGAAAAUUGUAUCUAUAAGAGAUGUCGAAAAAGAAACGCAUUUAUAAACGACAAUAUUUAGAUACUAAUAGAAAUACUAAAAGAAGUGUCUUUAUAUUUCUCAAACGCAUGAUUGUUCGACAUAAGUUGAAAAACUUUAUUUUAAAUAAUAAUAUAAAAUUAAUGUUUGUAUUUGUAUAAGCAUUGUUGCAUUUUU